Porites evermanni is the source of this 307-nucleotide messenger RNA. The record is from the annotation of a GenBank genome assembly. NCBI's taxonomy places the organism in Eukaryota, Metazoa, Cnidaria, Anthozoa, Scleractinia, Poritidae.
GCCAUCAAAGAAAAGACUGUUUCUGCUAAGCCUGGGACUCCAUAUUUGCGUCCUGUCGGAAAAAUGAAAAAACUUCACUCUAAUGUCAAUGUUUGUUAUCUAUAUCAGCCUGGUGAUCUCGAAAGGGGGCGGCAGCGGGCCACUGAUCCCAUCUGGUCUUUGAAAGUCUACAAUGUCCUGCUUCCCCUUGUGAAGGCCCAACGAGCCAAUUGUGUAUCUGCAAGACGGCCCGAAACGGGGGUUUGUGCGUGAAGAGCUUCUUACUAUUCUGCUUAACACUACUCUUCCUCCUUCCUCCUCCAAGUGA